Molecule: messenger RNA, 1299 nt
Organism: Auxenochlorella protothecoides
Lineage: Eukaryota; Viridiplantae; Chlorophyta; Trebouxiophyceae; Chlorellales; Chlorellaceae
Product: Myb-like protein A
Exons: 10
Coding region: 1-1299 (432 amino acids)
Source: RefSeq, a predicted model, not a curated record
AUGCGGGUCCUGUCGAGGCGCUGCGCGCGUCCGGGAGCGCUUGCACCUUCCUCCCUCGUCGCUAACACUCUGCGUGGGCUCCGCGAUGUGCAGGAGGUCCACGGAAACCGCUGGAGCGAGGUGGCUCGCCACAUCGGCACCAAGACCGGGCAGCAAUGCGCGCAGCGCUGGCGCCAUCGCGUGAACCCCAAUAUCAGCAAGGAGAAGUGGACAGAAGCGGAAGACAACCAGCUCACCAGCCUUGUGCGGCAGUAUGGGAGCUGCUGGGCCGAGAUCUCGCGCAAUUUACCGGGCAGAACGGAUCAGCAGUGCAUGGGGAGGUGGCGGCGCCAUCUGGACCCCUCGGUCCGCCGUGUCAGCUGGCACCCCACCGAGGACGAGAAGCUGAGGGAGCUCGUGGCCGAGCAUGGUGCCAGCUGGAGCUUCAUCAGCCGCUUCAUGGAAGGCCGCACCGCGCAGCAGGUCCGAGCGCGCUGGUGCCAGCUGGAGUCCCUGGAGUCGACGCCCGCGAGCUUGAGGGUCAAGGCGCGCCAGGGUGGCCAUGCCAACCGCCCCUCCGCCCCCGCCAAGGUUUCUUCCAGCGGCGACGCCUCGCUGAAGAAACACCUCACCUUUGACGCCGCGCAGGCGAGCGCCGCCGCGCAGCUGAUGGCCAGCCUGGCCUGGGGCGGCGCAGCGGCGCUGCGCCCGCCACACCCGGGGCCCGCAGCCAGACAGGCGUUGAGGCUGGACCUGGAGCACUCAAAUCCCCCCUUCUUUGCGCGACUGGCCGCGCUGGCUCCGAGCCUGGAGGGCAGCAGGGUCACGCCCAUCAAGCUGAGCACGGCGCUUGGGGGCGGGCCGUCCCUGCUGUCCCCUCCCAUGGGCCCCCUCCUGUCGCCGCUGGGCUGCUCCAGGGACGGCCAGCUGGAGAGCCCUCAGUUCCAUGGCCUGGUGACCCCCGAGUGGGCUCGCCAAGGCCAGAGGGGGCCGGGCAGCACGGGGGAGGGCCGGCACAGAGACGCCGACUUCGACACGCGGCGCGCUGCGGUGACGCGCCGCCUGCCCAUGGACGAGCUGGCGCCGGACCCCGCCUCCCCGCGUGCCGCCGACCUGCAGGGCUUUGGCAGCUUCUCCAUGGUCCUGGGGUCGCCGCCCAAGAAGGCUCGGAUGGCCACGCCCGUCCGCGGCGGCGCACCCGCGCCCGUCGCGGACGCGGCGCACCUGCUGCAGCCGGAGAGCUGGGCGGGGUCCGCGACGGCGGACAUGAACAGCCGCAGCGUGCGCACCAGCCUGCACGCCCUGCUGGAGCAGGUGUGA